UUUGGGGGUCUUUGACUUGAAGUUGGAUCUGGAAUGAAGGUAAGGUGUUCGACGAUUUGUCUGAGAGAAGUUUUAGUUCAAAGAAGUGGAUAGUGAGAUGAAGGGAAGGUUUUUGAUGAUAUGUGUGAGAGAAAUUGAAGUUGAUAUAUGGUUGUUUGAUGAUUUUGUUUGGAGACGUUGAAGUAUUUAUAGGUGAAAAUUGAAAUGGAAAUAGAAAUAGGUGGGAGGGUUGGUGUUUAAAUGGGCAUUGUUGGUGGGAAAAGAGAUAUUAGAGAGAGUAGUUUACGUGUUGACCAAGGAGUUAAGACAUUUACUUGGUCUUGUUCUUGCUAUGGCGUUUUACUUGCAAUUGAUCUUCAAGCUCGUGUAUGUCAUAUCGGCUAUUUCCAGGAAGCUAGUGAAAUGGCUGAGCAGAUUGUCUUACUCCAUAAAGAAGUUCAAGAUCAUUUGGAGAAAUCAAACUUUAAGUAUAAGGAAGCUGCGCAGAGAAGCAUCAAUGAAAGAAAACUUUCGAGGAAGGCGAUCUUGUUAUAUAGUUUAUCUACGAAAGUCGAGACCUCCAUUGGGUUCCUAUUCUAAGUUUCAUCCUUCAGAAGAUUGAGCCACGGUCAGAUAUAGAAGUAUAUAUAAAGAGUGGAAUGUGAUUUUA
Messenger RNA from Cucurbita maxima (winter squash), 649 nucleotides. RefSeq lists its product as uncharacterized. The coding region runs from base 241 to 579 and encodes 112 amino acids. The transcript has 2 exons. Lineage: Eukaryota; Viridiplantae; Streptophyta; Magnoliopsida; Cucurbitales; Cucurbitaceae. The record is from RefSeq and is a predicted model, not a curated record.